AUCUUCAUGACACCUUGAAACUCCAGCAAAGUGUUUAAAACAUAAAAUUCCCACUUUAAAUCCAAAAUGACGACAUCCAGCAGCCACUAAAAGACCCAGUGUUAUUUUUUGCUGUAGAAACAGGUGCAGGUAUUAUAAGAGACCCCACCCCCCCCACCUCUCAGCUUCUUUCAAUUAUUGCUGCCUUUCACACCUCCUCUCCUACACAUGACGUCACCUUCGACAGGAAGUGAGAUGCCUCAGCUCAAGUUGUUAGAAAACACUCCUCUAGCUCUUCUCACAGGCCUUUGCUUCAUCAGCCUCCUUUUCCUGUCGUUCACUAUUCAUGUGCAUUUGCUUUUCUUUGUCAUGGUCCAGAGGAAACGGAGAAUUGAUUCGGCCACAGACACAAACACAACAUGGAAACCUCAGCUGUGUGUUUCCCAUGCAAUGUUGUGCAAAGCAAAGACAAUCAGGGCAACUAGAAGGCAAUGGUAUAUGGGUAAAUGCUGCCUCUCUGUGUCUUUUUGCUGGUACUACACCUAGUGUUUUAUCAGUCUCCGCUUCCUAGGUCAAAGUCCAAUUCUCAUAAAUGCUUGAGCAAAUAACCUGCUGAGAACCACCUCCUUUGACAACACAAUAAAUGUCAAUACCUCAGUGAAAGUUCACUCAUUUCACAAAAUAAAAAAGUGUGUUCUGUGACCCUCAGACUUUGUUUUGGGGCUAUAUCUGUAGUAUUUGUAUUUGUGAUAUGAUGCACAAUGUAAUCAAACAUGUAAGAACUCGCUAGGGUGUACAAAGAACACCAAAUUUUUGGAACCUGAAUCUAAUAAUAAAUUGACCAAUUCUGCUGAAUUUGUUAGUUUGAGAAAAAAUAACAAAGAAGUUAUUUGAAAAGGGGCGUUAAGACUGGAAAGCACUUUGUAGAUACUUAUAUUACCUAUAUACUUUGGAAAAACAGUCCGUACGAUGUGAGAUAAAGCUCAUGCAAGAUUCCAGCAUGAACUGUUUUCGAAAUAAACAUAAUAAAACCUUCAGCGGUUGCACAUUAGCAUCAGGAGCCCCGAGACUUCCUGCAGUACAGCAGGUUAUUAGCAAAGGGUCAAAGGCCAUGCAGUCUCCAGAAGCUACUUGUCAGUCCCAUAUAACCACUGGGAUGCUAAUGUCUCCUCCGAGCGGGGCAAACAGUAACCACUCUAAAAACCAGCCAUCACCUCUGACCCCUCUUCCUAAGGUUGCCCCUCUUUCCCGCUAUUGAUCCUCCAGGUUCCCCUGACGUCGAGGGUAAGUGUGAGAAGUCUCUUUCAGAUAAAAGCAUUCGAGGAGUCUUAACUAUGUCUCAUCCAGAGUGUGUGUGUGAAAAUUCACCGAUACGGAGAGGGAAGCUAAGAUGGAUCAUUAAAGGCGUCUGUAGCCGGCAGCGCUCUGUGCGUGCAUUUCAGAGCUUGGCCCCGUUACUUCGGGAUCCCUCUCAGUCCGCUCAGAGAGGCAGGUGUAGGGUCAAGAGGAUAACUCACUGACAAAUGCAAGAACUCUGCUAUGACACAUAAGGAGGCCAAGCUCAUGGCAGAUAAAAUGGAAGCACUCUUACUCCUGCUCAUGUUCUUCACAGUACCUGGUUAUUCAUACGUUCUGCAGCCAAAAUCGACCAUGACACAAAUCGCUGGGCUGGACAGACACCACCAGCCUGAGCCCCUCAAGAGGGAAAGGCCUGUGAAGGAGAGAGGAGAAGAUGGGCUGAAAAUGGACAGAAAUCAAGAAUAUGAGAAAGGAAUCCAGGAGAGGCCGAAUGCCCCAAAGUCAAACCCCAAAAACUGGUUACAAGUGAAAAGUCAUAACACAGGGACACAAGAAGAAGAAACAUAUGAUGACACAGAUAAGCAAAUGGAGAAGCUGAGUAAAGAAAUGGUGGAAGAGGAGAGAAAAAGCAGGCUGGUUGCAGGGAUUAGUGAAUAUUAUGACAGAAGAGGAGACGCUCGUGAGGAUGUAAAGAUAAUUGCAGCAGAGAAAGGAGGAAACGAGGAAAGAGAAGAACAGGGGGAGGACGUUAAAAAUGCAAAGGGUAAUGAAUGGAAGGACAGACAAAGGGAAGAUCACAUGCUAGUUCCUCUGUUAAGAACAGCCCCUGCAGAAGUGGAAUCAGUGUCUGCAGCAAUUAACACUCUGACUCCAAUUCCUCCUCGUCGUAAUCAUCACAAUCUCUCUCCACUAGUUCCGGUUUCACCGACACUGGUUCCUCCGCUCUCUUCUCUCCCUUCCACCCCUUCCACAAAAACUAGUCCCCAAUUCUUUCCUGCUGACGUCUUUAUUCAGAAUCCCUCGGUCUCAACUGUGGUCCCUGGCGAAGUGAGGUCCGUCUCGCAGGUUGAAGAUCUCCUCUUUGAGGAGCUGAAAACUCCUGGAUAUCAUCUCAAGCAGAAUCAGGAAGUGAAGGCUGGUCCAAAUGUAGAGGAUGAAACGGACAAACAUGUGUGGGCGGAACCUGCACAGAAGGAAGCACAAGAAAUACACACUGUCGUUCAACCAGAGAGUGAAAUUACCCCCGGUGUGCAAGAAGCAACAUUGAAACCCAAAGAAGCAGAGUUUAUAACCACAGAUCUAAGAACAAAAGAACCGGAUCCUACACCAAAGUCAAAUGAAAACAUAGCCACAGCUGAACUGGUCAAUUUUACACAUAAACCAAACAUGACACGGGCCACAGGCAAACCAGGAUCAGAUAAACUGAUGGAAAAUGACACCAAACUCGCAGUGAAGCAAAAUAAAGCGUCUCUUUCCAGACCACCAGUUGCCGAACCUUCAGCCAGACCACGGCUGGCAACUGCCAGGACACAUUCGACGAGGCCAACGAAAAUCAACAGAACCAGCAAAAAUAAGACGGUUAGAAAGUCCAAGGACAAUAAAAGAAAAAAGGACAAUAAGACCAAGAAAACUCCAUCUGAGAGGAAGAAGAAGGUCACAGCGCCAACGCCCUUUCCCUACUUUUUAGAUAACUACUGUCCACCUGAGUGUGCCUGCUAUGGAAGAGUGGUUCAGUGCUCAGACAAAGGUGUGGACAAAGUUCCUUAUGGCAUUCCCUAUAACGCCCGCUACGUCCUCCUCAUGAAUAACCACAUCGCCAGCAUCCAGUUGGACCUACUCAAAGAUUACGUCUCGAUGGAGUUCCUUGUGCUGAGCAAUAAUCGGCUCACGGACGGCGCCGUAGAAGGAGCCUUCGAGGGAAUCCCAGCUCUGAAACGCCUCUACCUGGACAGGAACCUCCUAGAAAGCAUUCCAACGGACCUUCCAUUUUCUCUUGAGGAGCUCCGUCUGGACAAUAACCAUGUCGGGGUGAUGUCUGAGGACGCCUGGGCCCGCUGCCCCGGCCUCUUGGUUCUGAGCCUCAGCAACAACAGCCUGGGGAACGGAUCUGACUCUCUAACUGAAGCAGUGCUCUCUCCUCUGGGCAACCUGCGCACUCUGAACCUGAAUCACAACCAGCUGACAUUGGUCCCCAUGGGUUUACCGCUGUCCAUCAAGGAGCUGUAUCUCAAAGGGAAUGUCAUUGAGCAGUUCCGGGCAGGAGCCUUCAAUGGAAUAUCAGAGCUGGUGGUGUUGGAUCUGAGUGCAAACAGAUUGACAAACAAAGGUCUUCUCAGGGAGUCCCUCCUCAACACAACUCACCUGGAAAGCCUCAACCUGGAAGGGAACCGACUUAAGCAGGUGCCACGUCACCUUCCCCGCUCACUCAAAACUCUGAAUCUGGAGGGAAACCUCAUAUCUUCUAUAAAGAAAGCCGCUUUCAGCACCGUGAAGAACCUGGAACACCUGGGCUUGGCUCGGAACAAGAUCUUCAAAGUUGCAAUAGGUGCUUUCAGGAUGUUACCGGUCCUGCACCAGUUAGACCUGUGCAACAACACCUUGCGCCAAGUGCCCAGACAGCUGCCGCAGGGUUUGCACUCGGUGGCACUGACGCACAACAAGAUUCAGUCUGUGCCCCGUGACGCUUUCUGCUGGGGCAAUACAAGUCUGAGUCCCAGCAGGCUCGUACAAGUGCAGCUGGAACACAACUUAAUUGACAUGGGCAAGUUGGAUGCACAGGCUUUCAGAUGUUUACGUGGAUUCCAGGUGGUGCACUUCUACUGAGCCACUGACAGAUGCAAGAUACACGAGAGGAUUGUAAAAACACUUU
Pleuronectes platessa (European plaice) is the source of this 4147-nucleotide messenger RNA. RefSeq lists its product as uncharacterized. Gene Ontology annotation, molecular function: protein binding. The coding region runs from base 1519 to 4101 and encodes 860 amino acids. The record is from RefSeq and is a predicted model, not a curated record. Lineage: Eukaryota; Metazoa; Chordata; Actinopteri; Pleuronectiformes; Pleuronectidae. The transcript has 4 exons.